Solanum tuberosum (potato) is the source of this 1300-nucleotide messenger RNA. RefSeq lists its product as uncharacterized. The coding region runs from base 148 to 951 and encodes 267 amino acids. Gene Ontology annotation, biological process: translation. The transcript is spliced from 5 exons. NCBI's taxonomy places the organism in Eukaryota, Viridiplantae, Streptophyta, Magnoliopsida, Solanales, Solanaceae. Gene Ontology annotation, cellular component: ribosome; mitochondrial small ribosomal subunit. Gene Ontology annotation, molecular function: structural constituent of ribosome; small ribosomal subunit rRNA binding. The record is from RefSeq and is a predicted model, not a curated record.
AUUACUACCCACAGCCCAAAGCCCCAUUUUCAAAGCCCAUAAACAGCACUCUACGCUUCCAUUAUCCAAAUAGAAACCAAAUCGGCGAAUCCGUUUUCCAUCUCCGCCGCUGCUGCCACCGCCGCUGCUGCCAUCGCCGUCGCCAAGAUGAAGAUUGUCCGAGGUAUCUUAAGGACUGCCAAUGCUUGCCUAUCUCGUUAUUCUUCUCAUCAUCGGACUUUUUCUGCACUUCCGAAUUUUGCCCCUGAUGAUAGGCAAAGAACCAACUCAUUCGAGUCUGCUGAAGACUUUGAAAGACGAAUUUUUGGUGAUAGUGCGGGUAACAGGCCAAGUCCAAACUCCUUUUUCAGAAAGCUUGAUGACGCUGAAAAGUCUUAUGAUAGAUCUAGUAUGGGCUCCACAUUCAGUUCUGGAAACAGAUCUAGUAUCCUUGAUGGUCUAGAUGAGAGUUUUAAUACAUUAUCAGAUGGGAUGGAUGGUAAGCUGAAGGAAGCAGCCAGCUAUUUUCAGGUUGAUCCUGAUGAAGUAGACAAAGAAGAUUAUGCUUACAGAGCAGAUAUGACCUUUUGGCCCGGGAACACUUAUGAACUCAAGGAUCUUGAUCUUAGAAAACCAGGAGUUCGCAAGCCUAAAAAAAGGGAUGAAUUUGAAACUACGACAGAGGAAGUUUUGCGCAAAGCUGAUUUCAGGAAUGUGAGAUUCCUAGCUAACUUCAUCACGGAGGCUGGAAUUCUCCACAAGAGGAGCAAGACUGGAAUUAGUGCCAAGGCCCAAAGAAAGAUUGCCAGGGAGAUAAAAACUGCCAGAGCUUUUGGUCUGAUGCCUUUUACAACCAUGGGAACAAAACAGUUUGUAUUUGGCAGAACAAUGGAGGACCUUGAUGCAGAUUAUGAAUAUGAGAUGUACGACCCCAAUUUUGUCGAUUCAGAAGCUGGUCGGGAACCUUUUUAAUCCUUAAAAAGACACUAGUUACUAUUUGUUUUACUUAUCCUUGGUUUGUCCUUGAGAACAUGUAUUUCAGUUAUUGCUAAGGACUGAUUUGCAGAUGAGGAAUUAGCAUACUAACUCGCUUUCAUCCAAUGAAAAGAUGUUCUCGAGGUUUUGUUUCAAAUUACAUACUGCUUCAAAGGACUGCCCUACAUAAUAUAUGCUGGUCUCAUUGUACAUCAAUGAUUUAGCUGUUGGAACUCUCCUCCUUGAGAUGUUGUGAUUUGGUUCAUUUUGAGGAUGUUCAAAAUUAACUUUUGGCUCUAUUUCAGUUUUCGUUACUUCAAACAAAUAAAAAGCUGUUUUUUUUUUU